Penicillium cinerascens is the source of this 1038-nucleotide messenger RNA. RefSeq names its product zinc-dependent alcohol dehydrogenase family protein. The record is from RefSeq and is a predicted model, not a curated record. Gene Ontology annotation, molecular function: oxidoreductase activity. NCBI's taxonomy places the organism in Eukaryota, Fungi, Ascomycota, Eurotiomycetes, Eurotiales, Aspergillaceae. The coding region runs from base 1 to 1038 and encodes 345 amino acids. The transcript has 5 exons.
AUGGAAUCAUUCAUCCACCAUUGGAUCUUGAUCACCAAAAUUCCAACCUACAAAUCAUUCCGACGCAGCACCGGCACCCCCAAAACCCUCGAACAAACAACAGAACAAACCCCGCCCCUAAAGCCGACGGAAGUCUUAAUCCGCAUCCAUGCCGUCUCCCUCAACUACAGAGACGUCGCAAUGAUGGACGGCAAGUACCCGAUGGAGACUGCGCCGCCUGAGGUAGUUGAGAUCGACAGCGAAGUGCACGAUUUCAAGAUCGGGGAUCACGUUGUGCCUAUUUUCGAUCUGGACAACAUGAACGGCACGGAAGACACCAAGCGAAUGCUGGGCGGUGAUGUUGACGGGGUGCUGAGAGAGUAUGCGGUUUUUGAGCAGGAUGCCUUGCUGCAACUGCCGAAACAUCCGUCCUGGGAAGAGGCGGCGUGUAUAACAUGUGCCGGAACAACCGCAUGGACAGCGCUAGAUAUGCCCCGAUCCAAAGGCACAGCCCUACUUCAAGGAACCGGCGGCGUAAGCAUGUUCGGACUCCUCAUCUGCCUGGCAGCCGACAUCCGCCCCAUCAUCACAUCCUCCUCGGACCAGAAACUAGACCUUGCGUUGUCUGCGGGCAAACCUGGAUCCAUCGAUACAAUCAACUACCGAACCCAUCCGCAGUGGGAGGAAGAGGUCCACCGCCUCACGAAUGGCCGGGGGGUCGAUGUCGUGGUCGAGAGUGUAGGUGUUACCACUAUGGCUCGGAGUCUGGCUUCGCUGGCUCGGCGAGGAACCGUUUCUGUGGUUGGGUUUUUGGGUGGGUUUGAUGUUGAUCGGUAUCCGGAUACGAUUUUGCCGGUUUUGAUCAAGAGUGCUACGAUCAGGGGUAUUGCUGUUGGAUCAAAGGUGGAUCAGCAGAACCUGUGUGACUUUUUGACGGAAAAGAAGGUUGGAUUGAAGCCUCUUUUGGAUGAGACGGUUUUCUCUUUCGAGGACUCGCAGGCUGCUUUUGAUGAUCUUUAUGCUGCUAAGCAUACGGGCAGGGUGGUCAUUAGAAUGUGA